AUGGAACAACAAGGAAACGGUAACUCCGACGACAACGAAGACAAUAAAGGCCACACAAUGACGACAAUGAUAUAUCCUGCACAUGCAACUGACGAGUAUUUAAAAAUAACAGCUACCACAUCUUCAAAUGCUUUGAAGCAUUUUUUUCGUGCUGUCAUUGCAUCGUAUGGAGAGGAGUAUCUUCGACGACCUAACAAUGCAGAUAUGGUUAGACUAUUUAGAAAAGCAGAGCAAGGAGGAUUUCCUAGAAUGCUAGGAAGUGUGGAUUGUAUGCAUUGGGAAUGGAAAAAUUCUCCAACCGCGUGGGCUGGUGCGUGUAAAGAUGUUAAUGUAUUAUAUAGCUCACCUAUUUUCAAUGAUGUUGUCGAAGGUCUAGCCACAAGACCUUAUCGAUUAUGGCAUAGUGCACAAACUGGUGAUGUUAUGAAAUGUUGUAUAAUUCUUUAUAAUAUGAUCGUAGAAGACAACAACAAUCAAGAAGGUGAUGAUUUUGUCAAGGAUCCAUGA
Molecule: messenger RNA, 507 nt
Organism: Erythranthe guttata (spotted monkey flower)
Lineage: Eukaryota; Viridiplantae; Streptophyta; Magnoliopsida; Lamiales; Phrymaceae
Source: RefSeq, a predicted model, not a curated record